Messenger RNA from Penicillium oxalicum, 414 nucleotides. RefSeq lists its product as uncharacterized. The transcript has 2 exons. Lineage: Eukaryota; Fungi; Ascomycota; Eurotiomycetes; Eurotiales; Aspergillaceae. The record is from RefSeq and is a predicted model, not a curated record. Bases 1 to 414 code for a protein of 137 amino acids.
AUGACGCGAGAGGAGUCUUUGCACCGUCCACUGGCGGCUACAACCUUGACCCAUCGUCCCAUCAUUCAAAAGGAUUCAAAAAAUUACAUGUCCUCUUUCAGUCACCGAGAUCAGUGGCCUCCAUUUCUUUCUCCAGAACCAUGCGAGUGCAUAUCCCAAACAUCUGACCCUCAAAGGUCAUAUCAUACUCAGCCAGACGAGCAGGUAACCUCAAACGCUAAGGGCACCCUGAGGCGUCAACCCCUGAGGAAACUACGUACACUGAAGGCAGGACGCCGCAGUUCCCGCACCAAAGCCGUUGAAGACAGGCUUCGCACUCGGUACGAAGAACUAAAGGGGAAGAACCGACAGUUGUCCCUCGAGCAAGUCUUUUGCGCGCACAAUUUGAGAGGGCCAGUGCGAGUUAUCGGGUGA